This is a messenger RNA of Seriola aureovittata, 2623 nucleotides long. It is a transcript of the gene rnf122, whose product is annotated as ring finger protein 122. The transcript is spliced from 6 exons. The record is from RefSeq and is a predicted model, not a curated record. The coding region runs from base 507 to 971 and encodes 154 amino acids. NCBI's taxonomy places the organism in Eukaryota, Metazoa, Chordata, Actinopteri, Carangiformes, Carangidae.
CCAGGCCGUCACAACACACCCCGACCCAGGCAGGCUGAGGAUUGGUUCCCGCUGCACGUCAGUAGCCUCUGCGGAGGGGCGGGAGCAGGGAAACCGAGCCACUGCUCUAGUUUCCCCCCUCUCACACAGAUGCUGUUCACUGCCGCUGCUGGGUCAGGGUUAUAUGCCGUCUAUUAAUAAUAACAGUCACAACAGCCACAGCGAGGAGAAGCUGGGGAAAUCCACAUCAACAGUUCUCCUUUUUGAGUCUGCGGGGACGAACGAGCGCCUAGAUAAUGUGACAUAAACACGCUUCAACUUUUGCUUUUUUUCACCUUUUUAUUCGUCUUUUACGACCCUUUUUUUUCAAACAGGUGCCAUUGUCUCACUCAGCUUUCCCACUACUGGUACACGCUCACCGGCUCGACUCGGGCACUUUACUGCGGUCAUCCAUCUGCACAGGCGCCUGCGGCUUGUUGGUAAACACGAAUCGGAUCCCGCCGGCAAGGACUCCCUCUGGUGCAUUGAUGCACCCGUUUCAGUGGUGUAACGGGUGCUUCUGUGGUCUUGGACUGGUUUACGCCAACAAGUCGUGCACCAUGCCGCCCAUCACCUUCCAGGACCUGCCUCUGAACAUCUACAUGGUCAUCUUCGGGACAGGCAUCUUUGUCUUCAUUCUGAGCCUCAUCUUCUGCUGUUACUUUAUCAGCAAACUACGACACCAAGCCCAGAGUGAGCGGUUUGGAUACAGAGAAGUAGUUUUAAAAGGAGAUCCAAAAAAGUUGAAUCUUCAUGGGACAUGCGCCGUGUGUCUGGAGGACUUCAAAGUGAAAGACGAGCUGGGAGUGUUGCCAUGCCAACAUGCUUUCCACAGGAAGUGUCUGGUAAAGUGGCUGGAGGUUCGCUGCGUCUGCCCCAUGUGCAACAAACCCAUAGCUGGCCCCCCUGAGCAGCACCACAGCAUAGGGACUCUACUGGAUGAACUGGUGUAACCUCUCAACACCUGCCAGCCCGGGUGGAGCAGCUGGUAUAAGUUAGUGACCAACACGGAGAGGGACACUGUUUUGCGGUUAAAACACGGCAAAACACCAACAUGAUGAUAGUAAGUUGGGGUAACCUAGUUACCACCCGAAGGAAGACUCUGAAGGAUGCUGUUGCCUAGCAACCAUCUCUGAGAUGGCAACACGACACCUUGUGGUGUCUGAGAGAUUAUCUCCAGCCACCCACACAUCACUCCACCACUCUUCUUUCAACAUCCCCCUCUCCACCCGAUCCUUCACAUCUUCUCUUGUUGCCUUGAGUGAGGUUAAUGGCACCACUGGUGUGGAGGAGACACAGUUGAAUUUUUCACAGCGAUGUGGGCGAAUGAGUCCGGAAGGAUGACAGCACUUGGCAGGAGGCGCUGAUCCCCUCUGAGCAUGUAUGAGUGAUGUGUGUCACUGUGGGCACUGAUAUGAAAUAAUAUCAAUAUUAGCUGUGGCUAUUGAUAUUCUUGUCUGAAUAAAUUACAGUCAAGAAGCUGUGAAAUUGAUAUUUUCUGCUCAGCAUCCCCGGCAGUAUAGCACGAGGACACGUUGACAGAAGUUACACUGCUAACAAUACAGCAAAAUCAUGAACAAGGGUUUAACAAAGUUAUUACUGUAGCGAAGACAUAGACAGUGUUUGUUAAAACUGCUUUCGAGGGAACUUUUUUAAAAGACUUGGCCUAAAAUUAUAAAUUGAAGUCACACUGGGGAGGAAGUGCUGGAAAAGGUGGGUUCACACCUCAUCAACUUGUAGCAAAUUAAUCAGUAUUUUCAUCGUCUUUCUCACAACGCCACUGAUUUCUGCUGAUACUUAAAACUGAUACUGAGUGUAAAAUCCAUAUUGGUGCCCACCCACAGUAGUAUCAUGUAUGUUCUACAUACUGCACAUGCUCCAGUUGGUUUUUCCACCGGAGUGUUUUAUUGUUCUGACAUGUUUUUAUUGUGUUAAUGUAUUUGAAAGGAACUGACUCCUCCUGCCUCUCACUGUAACAGUUUGGUUCUUUGUUGGAAUUAGUUUUUGUUUUAGAUAUUGCACUUUAAAUGCACACACACACACACACACACAAACACACACACACACAUACAUACACACACACACACACACACACACACACACACAACACACACACACACACACACAAAACAAUUUCCAUGCGGCACAGCAGGUCCCUUCUUUUCAGGUGUGGUGAAGCUUUUAUAAAAGUGAAGUAUCAUAGAUGCUGCUUCACCUGGAGAUAAGCAAAGUAUCAGUAUUUUUGUGGCAUUAUUUCUGGUGAUUUUGUUUUACAUUCCUUGGUUGUUUUUUUUUUUUUUGUUACUUACAAUGAUUCAGAAAGCAAAGCACUGCCUAAAUUGAGCACAAAACUCACAAAGCACAUUGUCCAGAUACAGUAGGCGCCUGCACUGUAAUUAAAAGCCAAACAUGUACACACACACACACACACACACAUUUGGGGCUGUUGAAUUCACACCCAUGUGCCAAGAAAAGAAAUGUAAAAUGUCCUGUUGCAUUUUCAACACACGAGCAAGAGAAAUGUUCUGGCCACAUUCCACAUUUUGUAAUCUAACAGAUGUAAAUAACUUGAAACAAUAAUAAAUACAGUUGUCUGUUUUGCGCA